AUGGACGAUGACACGUUCUUCUUGUCCAUGUCUCGACUAUUGCAGAUGCUAGACAAAUACGACGUCACGAAGCCGCACUAUAUUGGUACCGUGACCGAGAGUGAUAGUCAGCUAUCGAUGUUUGGUAUCUUCGCCUAUGGAGGAGCCGGAAUGUUCUUUUCUCGUCCCCUUAUGGAUGAACUCGGUCGGAUCUGGGGCGAAUGUGACGCCGGUACCGAUCACGGAGAUGGAAAGAUUGCUCACUGUGUCUAUCAGUACACCCGCACGAAGCUCGAAAUAGAGACUGGUCUCAACCAGCUAGAUUUGAUGACCGACGCCUCAGGAUGGUUCGAGGCUGCACGCUCUGUUCCAGUCUCUCUUCAUCACUGGAAGUCAUGGUUCGAGGCUGAUGUCGUGAAAAUGACUGCUGUCCGCGACGUGUGCGGCACCAACUGUAUACUUCGCCAAUGGAGAUUCGCUGAUGGAUGGCUUCUAACCAACGGAUACUCCGUCAUUCACCAUGGAGCAAGUGUCACAGACGACUACGGUGCAUUCGCCAUGGAAAAGACAUGGGACGACCUCAACGGCUCAACUGACGAGUCCUUUGUGCGUACAUUGGGUCCUCUGCGAUCAAAGGAAGAAGAUAAGAUUUCGCUUCGACUUGCGGAUGUGAUUGUUGAGGGAGGACAGGUUCGACAAUUCUAUAUUCGCCGUGUUGAGGGAGGCGACGAAGUCUUGGAACUUGUUUGGCGGUUGAACUAA
Molecule: messenger RNA, 741 nt
Organism: Talaromyces marneffei
Lineage: Eukaryota; Fungi; Ascomycota; Eurotiomycetes; Eurotiales; Trichocomaceae
Exons: 1
Coding region: 1-741 (246 amino acids)
Molecular function (GO): acetylglucosaminyltransferase activity
Source: RefSeq, a predicted model, not a curated record